Acaulospora colombiana is the source of this 344-nucleotide messenger RNA. The record is from the annotation of a GenBank genome assembly. Lineage: Eukaryota; Fungi; Glomeromycota; Glomeromycetes; Diversisporales; Acaulosporaceae.
AUGUCUGUUUCCAAAACCGAACACGAUGCGUACUUAGUCGAAAACUGGGAUACCGAGACCCUUAUCCUUCACCUGCAAGAGCAAGACCUUAAGCUCGGAGAAAAACACUUCGAUGUUCUUCGCAAUAAAGAAAUCGAUGGUCAGGUCUUUCUUGAUAUGACCGAAGAAAAGUUUAUGCAGGCAGGAUUGGAAAUGGGACCGGCUAUGAAACUUGCAAAAGAAGCCAAAUCUCUCAAGACCUUGCCGAAGCGUCCUUUCUCCUCGUACCGCAGUUUGAAAGAAGUUCUGACGAAAUAUGACCUCAACAACGGGGUGACGAGUAUUCCGCAAUUUAAACCAGGCAA